GGUACCGAUCACAAGUAGAAGUGGAAAGUGGUCAGUCAUUAGUCAAUGCAGUCUAUAAUUCACCAAGAGCUUCAAAGAAAAGCUCCAGGCAUGUGUCUGGCUCUUUAUACGUUUUCGCAAUCAACAAACCCAUUUUCGCAAGAUGCCGAGAAGUGACACCUGGCCAGGUGGAGUAGCGUUGGACACCAUGAAAGAGAUGGACAGUGCGGGCAGCUGUGACAGUGUCGUCAGCUUCAACUCUGGAUUUAGCGAUGACAGCCUGGAGCACCUCUCUGCAGAGGAAAGAGCCUGCCUCAUGUUCCUGGAGGAGACCAUCGAAGCCCUUGAGACGGAGGAGGACAGCGGACUGUCCAAUGACGAGCCAGACAGUGUUCCGGCGCCAGGGAACCUGGUCACUAGAAUGGCGAAUCUCUCUGCCUCCAUGAGCCACAGCAAAUUAAAACACGAGGUGUCCAUUUGUCACAAGGCAGAGCCUGUGAACAGAAUCAGCAAAGAUCACAACCAGAUCCUGAAUUAUCUGGUUCCCACACCUCUGGUCCUGGCCAAUGGGUCCACCAAUGUCCUUUCCAAGCCAAGGAGGGGUUUCACACCAAAGGGAGGAAGCUCCUCCAAACCUGUGCCGGCUGUGACCAGUAAAGCAUCGCCGGCUCACCCCACCAUCCCCUCUGAGGUGAACGUGGUGGUGAUCCCACCUCCGCUCAAAGAGACCAGCAGCCCGGCGAGAGCCACUGACCAGCCAGCCCCGCGGGAGCAGAGGCUGGCCGAGUGUGCUUCCCCACGGGGCCCGCUGUCGUACGAAGGCCUGGUGCAGCUCCGCAAGACGGCCUCCAUGAAGAAAGCCCAGGAGGCCUCGCACACCCCAGAGAGCCAGGCUAAGCAGCCCUCUAAGCCAAUUAAACAGAUUCUGCUUGACGACGGGAGUCCACACGGCCAGAGCGACCAGUAUGGCGUCAGAAAGCCCAGCCCUCCCACUGUGGCGCCGAAACCGAAAAAGAUCCCCUCGAAUGUCCCCACGAGUCCGCAGACGGACAAGACUGUAAUGAAUCCUCAGAAGGUCAGGAUGGAGGCGUUGUACAAACUGGGGCUCUUGAAAGAUCAAGAGGCGUCCACAGCGCCUUGUCCAAGUCAUCAAUCGAAAUGGGUGCGCCCACCUGUGUGUCCGCCUCCUCCUCCUCCACAUCCUCCUCACCCUCCUCAUCCUCCCCAUCCACCUCAUCCUCCUCCUCCUGCUCAUCCUCCUCCUCCUGACCCUUGUUCAGUCCCGGAGCCGCCCUUCUGCAAACCACCUCCCGUACCUACCACGGCACAGCUCAAAACGAGGCAGACGCACUGGACGAGUGGCGGGGCCCACCACCACCGCUCCCUGAGCGACGCCACAUCCGGCGCUCAGCCGCUGUCGGUGAAGCCCGUCACGGGCAAGUCGGCCACCCUGGAGCGCUCUGGACCGGGCCUGGGCAGCUCGCUGUCCAGCCACACGGUUUCAUCAGACAACGGUUACAGGGACACCAAAAAAAACAACCCCCCGGAGUGGACAAACAACAAUAACAACAGCGUCCUCCACAACAAGCCCCGCUCCGCAACACUGGACACGACCAGAAAAGACUGCAAAGACAGCGGACAGAAGGACGGAGGCUCUUCCGCGUCAUGGAAGUCCCUGGAGUCCGGAGUCAAACGUCCUGUGUUGAGCCAGUCAGUGCCCCACAAUGUACUGAUGCUGCCUCGCAUGGGUGAGGACCGGCGGGAAGCCCUGAGGAAACUAGGGCUGUUAAAAGACUAGACGCCAUUCAUUGCCCUCCCCUCUAAAAAACUACAUUUCCCAAAAUUCAAAGGUUUAUGUGGUGUGUUCAAAAGGAUCCCAACAAUGUUGUUUUUUAUCGAAUGCACAAACUACAAACUACAGUUCAGUCAUGUUUGGUCAAGAGGUCUCUUUAAACAGUAUCAUAAAACAAUUAGCUGCAGGGCAUAUUGGUUCAAAUGUUAAAGGUGCAUUAUGAGUUUUUGGGAGGCAUUGUGCCUUGUUUUGGGAGGCCCAGUGCAAAAUAGCACUGCCCUGUAUAUUUAUGGUGUGAAAUCUGUGUGAUAUUGUACGGCUGCAGAGAGAUUUCAAGGAAGAAAUAACUUGUAUUCAUUUAUCACACUGCAAUAACAGAUGCAUUUAGUGUCAGGUCUGAAGUUAGCAAACUGCAACAGUACUCACGCACAUCUCAAAACCCCUAUUAUUCAAAUAGUAUGUAACACUUAAAAGGCACUUUAUAUGAAAUGGGACAUUUUCAAUGUAGACAUGGCUGCUCUGUGACUACCAGUAUCAGCAAGGACAAGGUGGUUUGACCAGUCAGGCGUUUGUAAUUUUCUGUCAGCCAUAGACAGUGUUAUCACAGUUUAUAAAAAAAAAACCCUCAACAUUCAGUUAUGUCCCUUUUGCCACCGGCAAGAGUUUCUGUAGUGCUCAAGUUUCUCAGUGCUCAGUCUUCUUCAAUGCGGCAUCAAAGGUCAGAUUUCCACAGUCUUUACAGCAAAAUAAAAUGGU
Molecule: messenger RNA, 2527 nt
Organism: Sardina pilchardus (European sardine)
Lineage: Eukaryota; Metazoa; Chordata; Actinopteri; Clupeiformes; Clupeidae
Exons: 4
Coding region: 143-1777 (544 amino acids)
Source: RefSeq, a predicted model, not a curated record